CAGAUCGGAGGAGGAAGAUGGAGAGCAGGCCGCCAAUGCCAUGGUGCGCGUGCGACAGGGCGGGGACGACGACGACGAUGACGACGGCGAUAAAGAAGGGGCCAUGGAUGCCGGAGGAGGACCUCGUCCUCGUCUCCUACAUCCACGAGCACGGCCCCAGCAAGUGGCGCCACGUGGCCGCGAGCACGGGGCUCAUGCGCUGCAGCAAGAGCUGCCGCCUCCGCUGGACCAACUACCUCCGCCCGGGCAUCCGGCGCGGCCACUUCACGGCGCGCGAGGAGCGCGUCAUCGUCCACCUCCACUCCCUGCUGGGCAACCGGUGGGCGGCCAUCGCGUCGCAUCUCCCCCAGCGCACCGACAACGACAUCAAGAACUACUGGAACACCCACCUCAAGAAGAAGAAGGUCGUCGUCGAGGAACAGCAGCGAGCGGCUGCAGCAGCAGCCAAACGACACGUCGACGACGGCGGCAUCACCACCAGUCGUAGUCCCCGCCUGCUCGCCAAGGACGAUAGCUAUGGCUACGACUACGACGCGCGCCCCAGCUGCAGCCUAUCCCUGUACCAUGGACAACGUAUCCAAGCCUCUCAAAGUCAAAUUAGGUUGCAUGAAGAGCGCAUCGUCAUCAUCCCCGCCGGCGCAGGAUGGUAG
Zea mays is the source of this 650-nucleotide messenger RNA. Its product is annotated as transcription factor MYB30-like. The transcript has a single exon. Lineage: Eukaryota; Viridiplantae; Streptophyta; Magnoliopsida; Poales; Poaceae. Gene Ontology annotation, biological process: response to auxin. The record is from RefSeq and is a predicted model, not a curated record. Bases 18 to 650 code for a protein of 210 amino acids.